AUGAGUGCUUUCGACAAGGCCGUCAACGACUCUAAGAAGCUCACCUCCAAGCCCAACAACGACGAGCUUCUCGAGCUCUACGCUCUCUACAAGGUCGCUUCCGGAGAUGACAUUUCCAAGGCCCCUGCCCCCGGCAUGUUUGACAUCAAGGGCAAGGCCAAGAAGUCCGCCUGGCAAAAGGUGGUGGACGAGGGAAUCACUGCCGACCAGGCCAAGGAGCGCUACGUCGCUCUGGUCGAGAAGCUCAAGGAAUCACAUUGUACAUGA
Molecule: messenger RNA, 267 nt
Organism: Geosmithia morbida
Lineage: Eukaryota; Fungi; Ascomycota; Sordariomycetes; Hypocreales; Bionectriaceae
Exons: 4
Coding region: 1-267 (88 amino acids)
Biological process (GO): fatty acid metabolic process
Molecular function (GO): long-chain fatty acyl-CoA binding
Source: RefSeq, a predicted model, not a curated record